Aaosphaeria arxii CBS 175.79 is the source of this 1500-nucleotide messenger RNA. Its product is annotated as MFS general substrate transporter. The record is from RefSeq and is a predicted model, not a curated record. The transcript has 2 exons. Lineage: Eukaryota; Fungi; Ascomycota; Dothideomycetes; Pleosporales. Gene Ontology annotation, biological process: transmembrane transport. Bases 1 to 1500 code for a protein of 499 amino acids. Gene Ontology annotation, molecular function: transmembrane transporter activity.
AUGGCGCCCCAGCCUGACGUCGAGUUGGCCGACGUGAUCGCGCCCGUCGACUCUAAAAGCGCUUCGGAACCCGUCAAGACUUCCCUGAAAGCCCAUGAUCCGUUCCUCGUGGAGUUCGACCAACAGUUCGACGCGGACAACCCCAAGGACUGGCCGACGGGACGAAAAUGGGCCGUCACAGAUGUUCUCUCCGCGACCGCGUUCAAUCGCAUCAUGGUCUCCACCAUCAUGGCACCAGCCCUUUCGACAAUCGGCCAUGAACUCCACAUGUCUCCCACUGAGUCUGCAAUGUCUCUAUCUAUAUUUCUGCUCGCAACGGCGUUUGGCCCUCUCUUCAUAGGGCCACUAUCUGAGAUAUAUGGCCGACAGCCAGUUCUCCAUGGCUCCAACGUAUGGUUUCUCGUGUGGAAUAUCGCAUGCGGAUUCGCGAAUUCGAAGCAUCUUUUGAUUGGCGCGAGGUUUUUGGCUGGGUUCGGGGCCAGCUCGAUUUAUGCACUUGCUGGAGGUGUCAUGGCGGACUUGUGGAGACCGGAGCAACGGGGUCGGUCGCUGGCGAUGUAUAUUCUGAUUCCCAUACUCGGAGCCGCUGUCGGUCCCAUCAUAGGCGGCUUCAUGGCCGGUAGAACGACAUGGAGAUGGAUGUUCUGGUCCACGUCGAUAUUCCAAGCCGUCAUGACCGUCGUCUCCAUGACAGUCUUCCGCGAGACGUAUGCUCCGACAAUCCUCAAACGCCGUGCCAAGGCACUUCGGGAGCAAACGAAAAAUGACGCAUACUACACAAGCUACGAGCGAGCGGAAGAAAAGGAUUCGAAGAUGCUCGUGCUGAGGCGUGCUCUUACCAGACCGCUGUGGCUCCUCGCAUUCGACCCAAUCGCACAGGCGACUUCGAUCAUAUCUGGCGUCGGGUACGGCACGCUAUACGUAUUCCUCUCCAGCUUCUCUGAGCUCUGGAUUAAGCAGUACCAUAUGUCCGUCGAGAAGAGCGGGCUUCACUACAUUGCGUGUGCUCUUGGAGAGGUGGCUGGGAGCCAAAUAGGCGGUCCCUUGAUAGACUACCUGUACAAGAGGCAGCUGGCGAAAUCUCAAGGAGACAUACAGCCCGAAUCAAGGGUACUCCUCAUGAUUCCGUGUGCACUACUCACCCCGAUCGGAAUCCUCAUCUACGGCUGGACUGCUCAGUAUAAAGUCUCGUGGAUUGCCGUGGACGUCGGAAUGUUCCUGACUAUGUUCACGAUCCAACUCGGCAGCCUACCGAUGCAAGCUUAUAUCAUGGACAUCUACCAGAACUACACGAGUAGUGCGUUGUCGGCGACUCAGUUUCUCAGGAGCCUUACCGCGUUCUUGUUUCCACUCUUCGCGCCGUCCUUGUACAGUCGACUCGGCUACGGAUGGGGCAAUACCCUUAUUGCUAUAUUGGGAUUGCUCGUCAAUCUAUGCGCGCCUUGGGUACUCUGGGCGUAUGGCGCGCGGUUCCGGGCGAAGGGGUCGUCGGUUCGGUAG